AUGACAACGGAGCCCUUUUUUAACGCAAAACAUCUGAACAAUCGUUUAGAUGAGAUUGAACAGAACAAGCCAUGGGUUGAGAAGUAUAGGCCAAAAAAAUUGGAAGAUGUUACUGCUCAAAGUCACACAGUAAAGGUUUUAAAGAAGACUUUGGAAUCUGCAAAUCUGCCCCAUAUGUUAUUCUAUGGUCCGCCUGGCACUGGUAAGACUUCGACUAUCCUAGCACUCACUAAGGAACUUUUUGGUCCAGAAUUGAUGAAAACUCGAGUCUUGGAACUAAACGCUUCGGAUGAACGUGGUAUAUCUAUCGUAAGGGAAAAAGUCAAGAAUUUUGCAAGAUUGACCGUUACAACUCCUUCCAAAGAAGACUUAGAAAGACAUCCAUGUCCUCCAUACAAGAUCAUUAUAUUAGAUGAGGCUGAUUCUAUGACAGCUGAUGCUCAAAGUGCUUUACGUAGGACGAUGGAAACUUACUCAAAUGUGACAAGAUUUUGCCUAAUUUGUAAUUAUGUUACUCGAAUCAUCGAUCCCUUAGCCUCCAGAUGUUCCAAGUUUAGGUUCAAGCCUCUGGAUAACUCAAACGCGCUGACUAGGUUACAAUAUAUCGCUUCCGAAGAGUCUUUAACCCUUGCAGAUGGUGCCUUGGACAAGAUAUUGGAUAUUUCUGAGGGUGACUUAAGAAAGGGCAUUACAUUGCUGCAGUCAGUAGCGAAGGCUGUUGCCUAUUUAGAUAACGCAGAGAUCACUACGUCUCAAGUAGAAGAAUUAGCUGGUGUUGUUCCAGAACCUGUGUUACUCGAGUUGGUGAAUAAAAUUGAAUCUAAAGAUUUGAAAGAAAUCAUCAACUACGUUAAUAGUUUCAUUAAAAGUGGGUGGUGCGCUGCAUCCGUCAUUUCGCAGUUGCAUGAUUACUAUGUCAAAAAUGAUGAACUGGAUACUGAAUUCAAAAAUAAAUUAUUCCUGUUGUUAUUUGAAACAGACUCCAGGUUAGCCAAUGGAACGAAUGAACACUUGCAACUGUUAAACUUAGCUGUGAAGAUUUCACAACUAUGA
Molecule: messenger RNA, 1053 nt
Organism: Eremothecium cymbalariae DBVPG#7215
Lineage: Eukaryota; Fungi; Ascomycota; Saccharomycetes; Saccharomycetales; Saccharomycetaceae
Gene: RFC2
Product: replication factor C subunit 2
Exons: 1
Coding region: 1-1053 (350 amino acids)
Biological process (GO): DNA repair; DNA-templated DNA replication
Cellular component (GO): DNA replication factor C complex; nucleus
Molecular function (GO): DNA binding; DNA clamp loader activity; ATP binding
Source: RefSeq, a predicted model, not a curated record